AGUCCCGCCCACCCCAAGCCUGUUCCCGGAAGUGCUGCUGUGAUCGCGGGCGUGAUGGCUUCAAGGUUACUUCGUGGAGCUGGCGCCCUCUUCGCGCAGGCCCUGAGGACUCGCAGUCCCAAUGGAGUCGCCGCGGUGCGCUCCAUGGCCUCGGCAGGUGGCAUUCCUACUGACGAUGAGCAAGCCACCGGGCUGGAGCGGGAGAUCAUGAUGGCCGCGAGGAAGGGACUGGACCCAUACAAUCUACUUGCUCCCAAAGCGGCUUCCGGCACCAAGGAAGACCCUAAUUUAGUCCCUUCCAUCUCCAACAAGCGAAUAGUAGGCUGUAUCUGUGAAGAGGACAAUAGCACUGUUAUCUGGUUUUGGCUGCACAAAGGCGAGGCCCAGAGGUGCCCCAGCUGUGGAACCCAUUACAAGCUGGUGCCCCACCAGUUGUCCCACUGAAUCUCUGCUAACUCCCUUGAAAUGGGUUGUGAAGUUUUUCUCCAAUAAAUACUAGCCAUUGUGUUGGCUCCUUCUCCCAUA
This is a messenger RNA of Suncus etruscus (white-toothed pygmy shrew), 525 nucleotides long. RefSeq names its product cytochrome c oxidase subunit 5B, mitochondrial. Gene Ontology annotation, cellular component: mitochondrial envelope. The record is from RefSeq and is a predicted model, not a curated record. Bases 55 to 444 code for a protein of 129 amino acids. Gene Ontology annotation, biological process: mitochondrial electron transport, cytochrome c to oxygen. The transcript is spliced from 4 exons. Lineage: Eukaryota; Metazoa; Chordata; Mammalia; Eulipotyphla; Soricidae.